Messenger RNA from Emericellopsis atlantica, 1517 nucleotides. RefSeq lists its product as uncharacterized. The transcript has a single exon. Gene Ontology annotation, molecular function: zinc ion binding; DNA-binding transcription factor activity, RNA polymerase II-specific. The coding region runs from base 43 to 1416 and encodes 457 amino acids. Lineage: Eukaryota; Fungi; Ascomycota; Sordariomycetes; Hypocreales; Bionectriaceae. The record is from RefSeq and is a predicted model, not a curated record. Gene Ontology annotation, biological process: regulation of transcription by RNA polymerase II.
CACAAAUCCAUCUCGCUUGCUGGCACAACUUCCCCCCCCAACAUGAGCUCUACGGAUACCACAAGACACAGGAGGCCGCAUCGCAAGUCGCGAUCGGGCUGUCAGAAUUGCAAGAGGCGCAAGAUUAAAUGCGACGAGACUACACCCGAGUGUCUCAAAUGUACCGGGCGGGGAAUUCGGUGCAACUUUCUGUCGCCAGAUGCAGCGUCAAGUGAAGAACGGCUCAGCAACGCCAACAUGGACUCGCUGUCCGCCCCAGACUCUGCCUCUCCUGUUGGCGCAUCAGCAGGGCCCUACAAGCGGGACCUCCACUUCAUUCCGUCACAGUACAAUGCCGCCGAUACGUCAGAGAGCUCCGAUCGCACCUCGGAGUACGCUAUGGGUGUUGUGGAGGAACAGAGGCUUCAUUUCCAAAUCCUUUCGCAGCGGCUAGCGUCUCUCGAGUCUCAGCUUCUCGUGUUGAAUCGACAUGUUCCUCCGCCGCCAUUGUCAUAUGGCGAUAUGGAGCUCUUUCACCAUUACAUGGUUCUGACCACACCAACUGUGGGCAACGACGAAGCUGCUCUGCACUUCUGGCGCGUGCGCCUACCAGAGAUUGGUCUCCGACAUCAUCAUGUUCUUCAUGUUAUCCUAGGUCUCGCAGCACUACACAAGGCCAGAAUAGAGCCUCACAGGCGGCUAGACUUUCUCCUUGACGCAGACCGUCACUAUUCCAUUGGCCUCCGCUCGACCGCAUUGACACUCGCUUCCAUCGACGAGCAGGACCCUGAGGUCGUGUACGUCUCUGCCAUGUUGCUCGCUUUUUAUUAUCUAGGCCUUGGCCCUCAACCAGGACAAUAUCUUGCCUUUAGCAACCGCGAUGAAGUCAAGUUCAUGUCCUUCCUGCGUGGUGUUCGUUCCAUCAUUGGAUAUCAAGCGGCAUCCCGUUCCCCAGAGACGGCCCCAAGUUCUGUUGAACCAACGCAGAAUACACAACCAGCCUCGAGGGAGGAUAAUAUCCUCGGCCAUGGGUAUGAAGUACAGUUUCAUAAACUACGAUAUUUUGCUUUAGAAAGCCCCGUCUCGCAGGAUGUCGAGAUGUGCUUGCAGGCACUAAAUGAGCUUGAAGCCUUUUUUGUAACUGCAUACGGAGAAUCCACAGAGUUGUCCGAUGAGGCCAAGGCGCGUACAGAACAUCCUUUUGCAUGGCUGUACCGGGUGUCUGACGAAUUUCUUGGCUGUCUUCAAUCGAAAAUGGACCUCGCACUGGCUAUAUACUCUUGUUUCGCCGUCCUACUCAAAGGGCUUGAUUCACAAUGGGUGAUUCAAGGAUGGCCCGAGCAUAUCAUGUCUGGCGUCUGGCUGUAUCUCGACAUCGACCACAGGGAUCUAGUCCGGUGGCCUAUGGAGCGGAUCCAAUGGGUUCCUCUAUACUGAAGGAGGAGAGACGAUAUAUUCGAGUAAAUACUUUAGGUUAAAUGUCGCAUUCAUCUUAGAUAAUUUGAUUGUAUGUAGUUGGAACUCCCACAAAUAGCACA